Molecule: messenger RNA, 1844 nt
Organism: Olea europaea var. sylvestris
Lineage: Eukaryota; Viridiplantae; Streptophyta; Magnoliopsida; Lamiales; Oleaceae
Product: DNA-(apurinic or apyrimidinic site) lyase, chloroplastic
Exons: 12
Coding region: 33-1589 (518 amino acids)
Biological process (GO): base-excision repair
Cellular component (GO): nucleus
Molecular function (GO): phosphoric diester hydrolase activity; double-stranded DNA 3'-5' DNA exonuclease activity; DNA binding
Source: RefSeq, a predicted model, not a curated record
UUAACCUACGCUACUUAUGUUUCCGACUUUCAAUGAUUCAGAUUCUCAAAUUAGGGUUCUACAAUUUAACUUUCAGGAGCUUUUUUGCAGUAAAUUAUAGGAGCCUCAAAUUUGAAGGUCCGAUUUCUGUGAAAUUAGAAUUAAUGGGUUCUAAAAGAACCCGUUCGAUUUCCUUACAAUCAGCUGACAUUGUCAAGGAAAGCGAGCUUCUUGGGGAUGAUUCCAAGAACAUAGAGAAAAUGACAGUUCAACAGCUGAGAUCGAAAUUGAGGAAUAUGGGGAUACCUGCUAAAGGUACUAAGCAGGAACUCGUCUCUGCCUUGAAGAGUUCUUUGAACAGCCAAAUAGAUGGUGAAGGUUCUUUGGAUAGAAGCAAUCAAGUGAUUGCCAAAGAUGAGCCAAAUAUCACUAAAAACAACUCAAAAAGAAAAUCUAAAGUGUUAUCAACCAGUAAGCUUGUCCAAAUUACAGAUGAUGAUUUGGAGGUUUCUGAAACUAAAAGGAUAAAGAGAAGUGUAAAGCAAUCUCCUGACACCGUUGACAUAAACAUAAAAACUUCACAGAAUAUGACAGAGCAGGAUCUGAAGAUUGAAUCCAUUGAUGUGGAAGAUAAAGCAUCCAUUCAGGCAAAGAGAAAAGUUUCAUCGAGAAUAACUUCUGCAAAAUUUAAAGCCCCAGACAGUGUUGACCUUGCCGUAGAGGAACCUUGGACUAUUUUUGCUCACAAGAAGCCGCAAAAAGGGUGGAUUGCUUACAAUCCCAAAACUAUGAGGCCAUCUCCUCUUGCUGCUGAUACAGCACAUUUGAAGUUAAUGUCUUGGAAUGUCAAUGGUUUAAGAGCUUUAUUGAAGUUGGAAAGCUUUUCAGCUUUGCAACUUGCACAAAGAGAGAAUUUUGAUAUAUUAUGCUUGCAAGAGACUAAACUCCAGGAGAAAGAUGUUGAGACAAUCAAACAAAGUCUCCUAGAAGGUUAUGACAAUAGCUUUUGGACAUGCAGUGUCUCGAAGCUAGGUUAUUCUGGUACAGCUAUUAUUUCACGGAUGAAACCACUUUCCGUCAGAUAUGGACUGGGCAUAUCAGAUCACGAUAGUGAAGGACGUCUUGUAACAGUGGAAUUUGAAAAUUUCUAUUUGUUGAGUGGCUAUGUUCCCAAUUCUGGUGAUGGUCUAAGAAGACUGUCAUACAGAAUUAGUCAGUGGGAUCCUUCACUUAGCAACUACAUGAAAGAUCUAGAACAAUUAAAGCCUGUCAUUCUGACUGGUGACUUGAAUUGUGCUCAUCAGGAAAUAGACAUCUACAAUCCAGCGGGUAAUAGAAGAAGUGCGGGUUUUACGGAUGAAGAAAGGAAAUCAUUUCAAACAAACUUUUUAGACAAGGGUUUUGUGGAUACCUUUAGGAAACAGCACCCUGAUGUUGUGGGUUAUACUUAUUGGGGCUACAGGCACGGUGGACGGAAAACUAAUAGAGGGUGGCGGCUUGAUUAUUUCCUCGUCUCCGAAUCAAUUUCAGACAUGGUUCACGACUCAUAUAUUCUCCCUGAUGUUACUGGAAGCGAUCAUAGUCCAAUUGGCCUCAUUCUCAAGCUUUAGGCUCAGGAGUGACCAGACGACUAAUUUCAUAUCCAAAGCUGGAUUCUGAAGCUAAUUUAUGACAAUCUGUUUUGGUUUAUAUGGCCUUGUGUUCCGUAAAUGGCAGAAUCACAAGCACCUUCAAGGGCCCAUUUUGAGAUUAAGUUGUUUUCGUGUUUAAUAGAGAAUUUGAUGAAUCUUUCUUGCACAAUCAUGUAGGCCCGUUGCAUAUGAAUUUCAUGAUCUUUGGAUUGAUAUAAGAAAUUUAUUAAUUUU